AGGAUCACCUGAAGUGCAGCCAUAAGAAGCUAAAAAAACCAUCCCCUGCUUAAAAACUCUAACUCUCAGUUUCACACAGUCUCAAGAACUUGACACAGUCUUUCAGAACAAGGAGAGGGAGGAACAAAAAACAAUGGUUGCACUACCUCUUUUGUUCCUGGUGGGGUCACUGUUUCUCUGUGAUCCGGUGGAGGCCCAGUCCUCCACCAUUGAAAUAAUGAAGCAGGCUGCAAUCAACUGGCAGGGAUCUCUGACCUGUAAAAAAUGGGACUGCAACUGUACUUUCACUCGCCAGCGUGGCUGCUGCUGCGGAGCUAAUGACUUAUACAAACUGGAAGAGGACACCUUCAUGAGGAUGACAUAUUUGUGGCACAAUAUCCACACACUGAACGGCAGAGUAGAGGCGCUCACAGGUGGUGUCAAGAUUGCCUUUAAAGCCACCAUGGACCCUAAUAUUGCCAUCACAAUUCCCGGAACUACUGAACGUUGCUUUGGUCCUUUCAAUACUAAUGUGCCAAUCCCCUACGGUAUCGUCUCUCUUGACGAUGGCUCCGCUUAUAACCCUUCCUUGGGUGCCUUCACUGCCCCUACUGCUGGUGUUUAUGUCUUUUCCUACACAGUCUACUCAUCUGUGGCAGAGAAUGGGCGCCUCUACCACAAAGUUCAGCUGAUGUUCAACAAGACGCCGACAGCCAGUGUGUGGGAGAGCAAUCGAGAGGAUGGUGAAGACAGUGCCACUCAUGUUGUGGUGUUGGAGAUGCAGAGAGGCGAUCAGGUCUACGUGGAGCUAACAUCCGGGAGGAAGCUCUGUACAUUCCUGCAGUACAAUAUCUUUAGCGGUUACAUACUGUACCCUCUCGUUAAUGAGUGAUAAACCAGCUGAGAUCUGGGCCACUUAACCUUUCUCACUCCAGGACCUUAAAUGAAUCCAUUUAUACUUGCUAAAACUAGUGGUCUUUGUCACAUGCGUGGACAAGCCCCAUAGGGCCCCUACGGUAGAGAUAAACAAGAUAAGUCGUACAUACAUAGACUCAUGAAUGUGUAUGCUAACUUCCACAAUUAAAACGAUGGUCUGUGUAAGAGAGGAAGUGUGAAGUUAUUUUGAUUUGGUCACAAUAAAAGUUUAUUUGACAGGUGAGGUGCAUUUAUUUUCGUUUUGAUUUUGAUAUGUAUUUCAACUACCACACAAACACACACACAUCGUCCAUGAAUGGAAAUAGGUAGC
This is a messenger RNA of Lates calcarifer (barramundi perch), 1225 nucleotides long. It is a transcript of the gene cbln18, whose product is annotated as cerebellin 18. The transcript is spliced from 7 exons. Gene Ontology annotation, molecular function: protein binding. The coding region runs from base 134 to 871 and encodes 245 amino acids. Lineage: Eukaryota; Metazoa; Chordata; Actinopteri; Centropomidae. The record is from RefSeq and is a predicted model, not a curated record.